UCAAAUGUUUUAUUGCUACUUAAGCAGCUUUGCUGCCAACAAAGUACAUAGCAGUGUUGGGAAGAGAAACCAGGUUAGUUACUAUAAGUGAAUUGCAAUAUGCAAAAAUGCCAACCUUGGAUGACAUUCUAGAGCAUAUUGGGGAAUUUGACUUGUUCCAGAAACAAGUCUUUUUUGUCUUAUGCUUCGUGUCUGCUGCCUUCACCCCUAUUUACAUGGGUGUCAUCUUCCUUGGGUUCACUCCUGAACACCACUGUCUCAGUCCUGGAGUUGCUGAGUUGAGCAGCCGAUGUGGCUGGAGUCUAGAAGAGGAGCUGAACUACACUGUUCCAGAGCAGGGGAGACACGGGGAGUCUUUCUCUAGUCAAUGCAGGAGAUACGACGUGGACUGGAACACAACUGGCCUCAGCUGCAUAAACCCCUUAGAAAACUUCACCGGUUAUGGCAACAGGAGCAGUAUCCCUCUUACCCCCUGUCAAGAUGGCUGGGUUUACGAUUCUUCAGGAUCAUCCAUCGUGACUGAGUUUAACCUGGUGUGUGAGGACUCCUGGAAGGUGGAUCUCUUUCAGUCCUGUGUGAAUGCUGGCUUUUUUUUUGGAUCGGUAUACGUCGGCUACAUAGCAGACAGAUUUGGCCGUAAACUUUGCCUUAUAGUGACAAUCCUUGUAAGUUCCGCCUCUGGAGUUCUUGUGGCCUUUGCACCAAGCUACCUUUGGAUGAUGAUCUUUCGCUUCCUACAAGGACUGGUCAGCAAGGGCAGCUGGGCAGCAGGCUACAUCCUGAUCACAGAAAUUGUUGGCCCAAGCCAUAGGAAGACCGUGGGAAUUCUCUAUCAAGUGGCCUUUACAGUUGGACUUCUGCUGCUCGAUGGUGUUGCUUAUGCUAUUCCUCACUGGAGAUGGUUGCAGCUUACUGUUACUCUACCAUGCUUCCUCCUCUUGCUCUAUUACUGGUGUGUGCCUGAGUCUCCAAGGUGGCUGAUAUCUCAGAAGCAAAACGACAAGGCCAUGAAGAUUUUGGACUAUAUUGCCAAAAAGAAUGGGAAAAAGCUGCCUGCCCAUUUUCAGAAUAUUAACCUUGAAGAGGAAGGUGGGGAAAAUCUGAGAGCUUCAUUUAUGGACCUUGUCAGGACACCUCAGAUGCGGAAACACACAUUCAUUUUGAUGUAUAACUGGUUGGCCAGCUCUCUUCUGUACCAGGGGCUCAUCAUGCACAUGGCAAUGGCUGGUGGGAACAUGUAUCUGGAUUUCUUCUAUUCUGCCCUUGUUGAAUUUCCAGCUGCCUUCAUGAUCAUUCUCACAAUCAAUCGCAUUGGCCGUCGCUAUCCCUGGGCUGUGGCAACUCUGGUGGCAGGGGCUGCCUGUCUCAUUAUGGCUUUAAUCCCUGAGGAUAUUCACUGGUUAAAAGUGACUGUAGGUUGCAUUGGGAGAAUGGGAAUUACAAUGUCUAUCGAAAUGGUUUGCUUUGUGAACACUGAACUGUACCCAACAUUUUUGAGGAACCUUGGUGUAAUGGUCUGCUCUUCCUUGUGUGACGUUGGUGGGAUACUAGCCCCAUUCAUUGUCUACAGGCUGGCAGAGAUCUGGCAUGAGCUGCCACUUAUAGUUUUUGCUGUGGUUGGUUUAAUUGCUGGUGGAUUGGUGUUGUUGCUGCCUGAAACCAAAGGGAAAACGUUGCCUGAGACUAUUGACGAUGUAGAAAACUUGCAUAGGCAAGAAAACCCUAGGGAGAAAAUUAUCUACCUCCACGUGCAAACACAGGAAGUUGCACACUCCAAAUGUGAUCGGUCUUUGACACAAUAAUACAAAAAGAGUUUUUAAAUAACACACACCGUAGAACCUUGCUUCCUUUUAUGCACCUCUGAUCCCUGGUUCCACAUACUUAAGGGUUUUUUCUGCUUCAUUGUCCAAAAGGCACAGCAAGUUACCAAGUACCUUCUUCCCUCUUACCAUGUUGUAGUGUAUUUACAUUUUAGAAUAGUAGUUUUGAAACUUUUGGUUGCCAGUCACCGUAGACAACACACAUAUCUGUUCAGAUACUUGCACUGCCAUCAUCCCUGUAGUAUCUGAGUACUUAUUAAUACAGAGCUUACUUUAGGGUAUGGCUACACUGCAAUGAAACUCCAGGGUUAGUAGAACUUGAGUCAACUGACCCAUGUUAGAGAACUCUGGACUUGAAAGUCUACACUGGUUAAUUAUUAAUCCUACAUUAAGAUUUUUCUAGGGUUGAACCUGGGCUCUGGCAUCCACACUG
This is a messenger RNA of Trachemys scripta elegans, 2253 nucleotides long. Its product is annotated as solute carrier family 22 member 2-like. The transcript is spliced from 11 exons. Gene Ontology annotation, cellular component: membrane. Gene Ontology annotation, biological process: transmembrane transport. NCBI's taxonomy places the organism in Eukaryota, Metazoa, Chordata, Testudines, Emydidae. The record is from RefSeq and is a predicted model, not a curated record. The coding region runs from base 108 to 1802 and encodes 564 amino acids.